AUGGAAAUCUGGGUUUGUGUUCUUGGCUGGUUUGCCUCCAUUCAAACGAUGAUUGGGAAUGGAUUUGUCAUCUUUCUGGUGAGCAGUAAACGGCAUCUCCGAACCAAAACCAACGCUUUUAUUGUUUCUCUCGCAGUUGCAGACUUUCUUGUUGGGAUGCAGGUUUUUCCUUCCAUUUUUUUCUUAGAAGUAAUCGGCCGCAGUGAUCAAGGCUUGUAUAUCAUCUUACUACGGUUGAGAUGGCUCUUCCAGGAUGCAUCAGUUCUGAGUAUGUGCAGUUUAGUUCUGGAUCGUUACUUAGCCGUUGUGAAACCUUUAAAAUACUUAACUUUUAUGACUUCAAGACGUGUUAUCCAACUUAUUUCCUUCUCAUGGGGGAUCUCAGUAGCUGUUAUUUUACUUCAGUCGUUUCUGUUGGUUAAGUUAAAUGCAUAUGUUCUUUUUUCUUCUUUCAAAGUGCUGGUUAUAAUCAUAUUUUUCAUCUUUCCAUGUAUGUUGAUAAUUUUUUGCUUUGCAUCGAUGUUACGGGUUAUCUACAGGCAAAACGGAGCAGCUCGUGCAUUGGGAAAACAGGUGCCUUCUAACAACGGGCGAGAGAAGUCGGUAUUAAUAAUGAUGACCAUUGUCGUUGUCUUGUUCCUUGUUUAUUGUGGCGUAAAUGUCCGCUGUCUCAUAACAUUUUGGACAGGUCAUUGUAGUGAAUAUAACAAAAGUAUAGUUAUUAUUGUAAUUUUAAACUCUGCCGCAAACCCCUUGGCUUAUGCUGUUUUCAAGGGUGAUAUAAGGAAAGAGAUCAAACGACUGAUCUAC
This is a messenger RNA of Porites evermanni, 810 nucleotides long. The record is from the annotation of a GenBank genome assembly. Lineage: Eukaryota; Metazoa; Cnidaria; Anthozoa; Scleractinia; Poritidae.